AUGAGGUCGACGACAAUAGCAUCCUCCCUCGCCGUCCUGGCCUCCCUCGUCAGAGCGGCCGACCCCGUCUGGCCCCAGGACUCUGACUUUUUUGAAGACCUCCUAGCCAUGCAGGGCGGCUACAGACGCUUCGGCUUCACGGACCUCGUCGUUCCUUGCAGCCACAACUCAAACAUUCCUGGCAAGCAGGUGGCGGCCGAGUGGCUGAGGACCGCGUUCCACGACGUCGCGACCCACGACAAGGCCGCCGGCACCGGAGGACUCGACGCCAGCAUCUUUUACGAGGUCGCAAGGUCCGAGAACGCCGGCGCGGCCUUCAACUCGACCUUUAACGACCUCGGAGAGUUCCACUCCGCUCACGUCAGCGCCGCUGACCUCGUCGCGCUCGGCGUCGUGGCUGCGACGGCCUCCUGCGGUGGCAAGACCAUCCCCUUCCGGACCGGCCGCGUCGAUGCCACCGAGGCGGGACCGGCCGGCGUGCCCGAACAAGACCACGACCUCAAGAGGACGCAGGACGCCUUUGCCCGCAUGGGCUUCUCCAACGAGGACAUGAUCACCCUGGUCGCGUGCGGGCACACCAUCGGCAGCGUCCACGGCGACACGAACCCGGACCUCGUCGCAGGAGUCGGCCUGGACCCGCACGCACCGGCCAGCAUAGCGACCUUUGACAGCACUCCGGGCCAGUUCGACACGGUCGUCGUGACCGAGUACCUCGAGAGCGACGGCAAGAACCCGCUCGUCUUCGGCACCAACCAGACGACGAACUCGGACGCGCGCGUCUUCGCCUCGGACGGCAACGCCACCAUGCGCGCGCUCGCCGACCCCCAGACCUUCCAGGAGCGGUGCGCCGACGCCUUUGCCCGCAUGAUCGACACGGUCCCCGCCGGCGUGCGGCUCGGCGAGCCCGUCCGGCUCUACGACGUCAAGCCGUACAUUGAACGCCUGGAGCCGCUGGCCGGCGGCAAGGUCGCUCUCGAGGGCAGCGUGCGCGUGCGCACCACGGCCGGCACGGGCCGCGACUCGCAGGGCAUCGACAUUGCGCUCAACGUGCUAGGCGGCGGCGGCGGCGGCGGCGGCAGCAGCAACUCGAGCACGCGCGUCGACGCUUCGAGGGCGCGGCUGCGGGGCGGGGACUCUUUUGGCUUCCUGGGCGAGACCUUUUCGUGGUGGGAGUUUUCGGCGCAGAUGGACGCGUCGGCCGCCGCCAUCGACGGCUUCACCAUCGAGAUGAAGACCACCGCCACGGGACAGGUGCAGAAGCUCGACAACUCCGGGGCGGGCAGGUAUCCGCUCAGCGACGAGCUCAUGUAUGUCGGUUCCCAGUCGUGCCUCGUGCUGACGCCCGACGCCGACGACAGGUUUCCCGUGACGAUCCGGGCCGCGGUGCGGGAGGAGCUGGCGACGCAGGGCGCGGUGCCCGUCUUGGAGGUCGGGCACAAGGUGUACACGCUGGGCCUGGCGAUUCCCAAGAUCGUCAUCCGCAAGACGCCCAUGACCAAGGUGGAGGGGCAGGCACAAGGAGGCCAUGUGCUGUUCGAGGCCAAGGACGCCCUGGAGCAGCGUGGCUGGUCGACCACCUUUGACCUGUCGCUGGAGAAACCGUCGGGUCAGAAGGUUGUUGUGCUGUCGCGCAAGACCAAUUCUCUGUCGAAUAGCUGUGCAAACUAG
Messenger RNA from Pyricularia pennisetigena, 1668 nucleotides. RefSeq lists its product as uncharacterized. The record is from RefSeq and is a predicted model, not a curated record. Lineage: Eukaryota; Fungi; Ascomycota; Sordariomycetes; Magnaporthales; Pyriculariaceae. The transcript has a single exon. Gene Ontology annotation, biological process: cellular response to oxidative stress; response to reactive oxygen species; hydrogen peroxide catabolic process. Bases 1 to 1668 code for a protein of 555 amino acids. Gene Ontology annotation, molecular function: heme binding; peroxidase activity.